Cornus florida is the source of this 2128-nucleotide messenger RNA. RefSeq lists its product as uncharacterized. Gene Ontology annotation, cellular component: nucleus. The record is from RefSeq and is a predicted model, not a curated record. The transcript has 9 exons. NCBI's taxonomy places the organism in Eukaryota, Viridiplantae, Streptophyta, Magnoliopsida, Cornales, Cornaceae. The coding region runs from base 93 to 800 and encodes 235 amino acids.
GCAUUCCAGCCUCUUUGUGAAGUGGCGGGAAGCAGAAUCCUACUCUUCUUUUCUCUCCUCCUUACUGCUAUUCUUUCCAAACGCGAAAUAGGAUGGCAACUGCUGGUGAGGAUUUUUCUCAUUUUGAUAUUUCUGAGGAGGAGAAGGACAAGCUUGUUGCAGAAGUGAUCCGCUGUGUCCUUUUUAAAACCCACCAGAAUUUGGGUUGCCCAAUUAAGAGGGACGAACUUACUCAAUUGGUUACUAAAAACUAUCGCCAGCGGGCUCUCCCUUCUUUUGUGAUCAAUGAGGCCAGAGCAAAGCUCUCGAGCAUUUUUGGAUAUGAAAUGAAGGAGCUCCAGCGUUCUCGGCCUUCAUCAGCAAAUCAAGGCCGCUCUUCACAACAGAGCACGGUGGAUGCAAAAUCAUAUAUUAUCAUGAGUCAGAUACCUGCUGAUGUAUACAGGAAAUAUGUUGAAGAUGUAAAUACAUCACAUCUGACUGGUUUUACUUUUAUUGUUAUUGGUAUUGCAUAUCUUGCUGGAGGCAAAAUCUCCGAAGAAAAUCUUUGGCAUAAUUUGAGUCGGUUGGGAUUGUAUGAAAGUGAUGAAAACCAUCCUGUCCUUGGAAACAUUAAGCAGGCGUUGGAAGCACUUGUCCAACAAAGAUAUUUGCAGAAGAACAAAGUUAAUGGUCCUGAAGGCAACACUUCAUUUUAUGAGGUUGCUGAGAGAGCUUUAGAUGAAACAAUUAGUGAGAAAAUUAAAGAAUACAUAUCACAGAUUGUUCAGAAAGAUGUUCCAACCGUUGAUGCUGAUUAGUGUCUUAUUGCUUGGGGAAGCUGUUCUAUAUUUUCUAAGGCAGCAAGGAAGGUGAUGUAGUUGUCUUCUCAUUAUAUGCAGACCGCUCUUGCUGUUCGGUUUUGGGGUUGGUAAAAAACAGGAUCCUUUCGAUGAAUAUGUUAACCAGAAAGGGCAAGGGCAAAGUUUCAAGUCCCCGCUCAAAUUUUUGGUGCAAACAUUCUUGAUGAUUGGCGUAUGCAUCUUGCAAGCAAACGAUGCAUUUUGUUUAAAGUUAAUUAUUGUGAUUAAGACGACCCUGUAUUACAUAUGGCUUGGAGUUCAAAAGUGUGAAGGGGAUCAGUUGAUAUUGGCUUCCAAAACCAUCAUGAGAAAUCUAACAAUUGUAUAAGUAUCAUGUACUGCUAAAAUAACUAAUUUUGCAUACCACAUGCACAACAAUAUUAAGUACUGAUACAUCUAAUGGGGCAUUUUGAAAGAGUGAUUUUUCAAACUUUUAAUUCCCUAUAUAUCUGCAAUAUACAGGAGGAAAAGGAGGAUGGGAAUCUGCACCUCACGCAAUCAAAUCCAUUCUGUUAAGAAGUCACAAUUUGGACAUAUUGGCUCCGGUGGGCGGCGCCGGAUCCCUUCAGUUUACCCCAUCCACGCGAAUUGAUUGACUAAAAGGGAUGAUGAAGCCGAGGAAUUUGUGGCUGGGAUUGGAGUCGUCUGAGGAGUGUUUGGAUAAGCCAAGGAAUCUUUUGCUGGGAUCGGUAGGUCUCUUGUCAUAGCUCUAUCAUAGCUGUUGCACCACCCGCCAGAUCCGUCGGCCAUAUAUAUCGCACUUCUCUGCACCGUUGCGUCAGCCCAUCGUCGUCACCACCUUGCCCGCCGUUCAGCUCACCUUGCUCGCCAGUCCAUUCCACCAUCCAUUCCAAGCUUGCCAGCCCAUUCUGCCAUCUCCAUAGCCGAGCACACCGCCGUCCGUGUUUCGAGCACACAACCGUCCACAGUUCACCGCCGAGCCCCCUUGAGCUCGCCGCCGCCUCCACAGUUCACAGUCGAGUCAAUCGAGCUCCCAUCACAGUCGAGUCCUCCGCGCACAAGCCACCAUCAUCCGAGACCAAGCCAUCCCGCCGACCUCGGAUUUCUUUGGUCUCUUCUCUCUCUCUCUAGCUCUCUGUUUUGGGUUGUGUUGAGUGAAAAACAUCUUUUGGCAGAAGAAAAAAAAAAUGUAAGAAGUGUAUAAGUUACAACGACGCAGUGUGUUAUAAGGGUAAACUGGUCUUUCAAAAUUUUCGGUGCCGGAAGCUGAUGUCAUGGGGGUAAAUUGCAACAAAAUCAUAGUUCAGGGGGUAAAUUGCAACAAA